UAAGAUUGUUAGGUAUCAUCUAUGAUUAGGAGUGUUUUGUUAUUUAAUUAAAUAGCUAAGCAUAAAAAAUAUGCGAUUUUCUAAUUAAGUAUUUUAUCUAACUGCAGAUCUAAGAAAGAUAACUGAAUUAUAUACCUACAGCAGUCGUAAAACCAUUACAGCACACAUAACUGAAAUAACAGUCUCAAUCUGAUUAACAUGUUAACUUAAUAAGUUAAUCUUGUUUACAAUAAUUCACCGCUGACGUCACACGGCAUUCCACGGAGCAGUUCUAAUUACAAAACGACUUUAAUCAGAUUCGGCCACAGAGAAGACACGUAACGUUAUCGAAUAAUUCCGCGCUCGGCGAAACUUUCGACCAAGAUUCGGUCUCGUUUAACCGAGGAUUACGACUCUUACAUAACAAAUAAAACAAGCAGACGGCAUGCGGAAACUAACACGAGCUACACCCGUCAUCAUCUAUUACAAUUUAAUCUCCAACUUUUAGGUUAAAAACAUUUUCUGUGCUCCCCCGCAGUAGUGACAGAUAAAUAACGAGUGAUUUUAAACAUGGAACAGUAGAGCCAACAACGAAAAUGUCUAAGGACCGGUACAGUGAUGAGAACUGCAACGCGAUCGGGCGGAUCCUGAAGGACUUCUGUAGCUGCACAGAGAACGGGGCCUGGUCGCCGGACAUGACGUCACAGACGUCGAGGCGACGCGACCCGUUUUUGAAAAGCGAACUCACAAACAUGUCCGCCAUGCGCCGGCGCAUCAUGACCAUCGCCAAGCGGAAAACGAGAAACGCAACGCCCGAACCACCUAAACUAAGCUACAACAACACGUUAGAAAAGUCAGAAAAACUCACAACGCAUCUCAUUAGCAACACGUUAAGUUCGGAAGACAGCACAUUGAGACGAAACAUCGAUUCCUUUUUGAAGUCGCGUCGAAUGUUCUCUAUAGAAGAGGACAUCUACGAAAAGCCGAUACGGCCGACAAUCAAACACUCCUCUUACGGGGAAAACUGGUCGCUAAGCAAAGCUUGGAAGAGCAACAACAGCGACUUUUUCAACCGAUCUCCAACGCUCGAUUCCGAGAACCGGACGCCUCUGAUCGACCGGAAAUACGGAUAUUUAGAGCGAAUAGACGAGGUUCCGGCGAGACGGCCGAGCCGGCUGAAGGAACAAAUGAGAUACGAUCGUAAUAUCAAACGUCACUUGCGGAUUCGCGUGAUGCUGUCUCUGCGCAUGCGGCGGUACAUGAAAAGGAGGUUGCGGAAGAGUUUGUUGCCUGCUACAGUAUCGGUACCUCCACGGAGGUUCCCGCGAGGGUCAGCAGAGACGUCUAGUUUCGGGACUCGGUCGUACCGCAGCGCCAUGCUGGACAAGUUGGGCGACGGGGCGGUGCUGUUCGACGUGCAUGAAGCCAGGAACUGCAUGCUGGAGCUGUGCCACGACUAUGAGGAGGACCUCGACACGCUGGAUGUGGCCUUGCGCGCCGGAAACUUCAGGAGCGGUCGGCUAGCGGUCGAGGGCUGGUGGUGCGGGCGCGCCAUGCCGGCGGCGGGCGCGCGGGCCAACAACGGAGCCCUGGCGCUCCACUACGCGGCCGCGAGGGGCUGCCUCGACUGUGUGCGGCUGCUGGCUAACACUACGCCUGAUGUGUGCGCCAACACAGCCAUGGACAAUGACGUCACACCAGUCUACCUGGCGGCUCAAGAGGGCCACCUGGCGGUACUCAAGUACCUAGUCCUGGAGGCGGGAGGGCGACUCGACGCGAGGGCCCGCGAUGGAAUGCUGCCUAUACACGCGGCGGCGCAGACCGGGUGCCUGGAUUGCGUGAAAUGGAUGAUAGUAGAACGCGGGGUAGACCCGAACGCGCGCGACGGCGACGGCGCCACCCCGCUCCACUUCGCGGCGUCGCGCGGGCACCUGGCCACCGUGCGCUGGCUGCUGCGCCACGGGGCGCGCCUGCACCUCGACCGACACGGGAAGAGCCCUAUUAAUGACGCCGCUGAGAACCAUCAUCUGGAGUGUCUGAACGUGCUGGUGGCGGCGGGCGCGGGCGCGGGCGCGGACAGCAAGCAGCUCGCGUCCUACAAGGCGGUGCACGCCUGCGCCUGCGCACCGGGCGAGGCCAGGUGCGCCCUGCCCAGUUGCAUCAACGCGACCGCCAGUCGCUCCCCGUUCUACCUACACGCUCCGGAACGCAAAACCUCCACCGCAGAGCGUCGGGGCUCCCUUCCAUCCACCCCUGCAGGCUCCAUCAGUUCCACCAGGUCUGGACCGGCUGAUGGGCUGUAUGUGAACCCGAUGCAACGAGGCACUUCUAACAGCGUGACUCAGCAUAGUUCUUCGGGAGAGGAUAGCUCGGCCUGCUCGGCAGCAUCAGACGCAGACGGCGCCGGCGGCUGGUACCUGCACAACCACCGCCACGGCUCCGGAGCACCAGCAGCGUUGUACCAGCGAGUGAGAGACCUGUUCCAUGCCAACCGCUCGCCUGGACCCAGGGCGCCGGCUGAGGGGCAGGAGGCUCCUACUAUGACUGUGAAGGCCGAGAUCCACGGCAACACGGAGCUGCCCCCGGAGCAGUCUGACAGUGACAGCGGCGCCGACGCGGCGAGGAGGGAUCAUGAUUAUGAGGAUAUCUACCUGCCCAGGGAUGAUCAGCAGAGGAGGAGGAGCAGCUCCCACGACUCGGGCAGCCACUCCCGGCCCGGCAGCGCCGCCGCGCUCGUCGUCGACUACACCGCUAAAGUGCACGACAAUUCCUCCAAUAAGGCGUAUGAGGAAGUGUCGGCGCCGGUUGCGGAGAGCCCACCCAAGUCAACUAUUGCAACCAAACUAGCUGCGCUCACACACAAGGCUCAGAACUUCGCCAGCCGCCUAUCAUCAGCCGCGGGCAGCCGGCGCGCGUCCAUCAACGAAGAACCCGCCACCCAGGCCUCGGCCUCCAGUGGGGUCUCCUCCGGGGGCAGCUCGGGGGACGAGGCACCACCCCCGCCCCCGCCGCCCCCGGCCCCGCCCGCGCCACCGCCAGCUGUAUUGGAGGAGCCAGCGAUCAGGCCGUCCGAGUUGCGGGGAAGACGUGGCGCGGCGCGGCGCGACUCCGCAGACGACGAGCGGCCGCGCGGCGCCAACCUCGUCAACAAGCAGCCCGCGCUCCCCUUCGUGCCCCCCGCCUUCCCGCACAACGCGCCCGACCGCCUCAUCAAGCCCUCCGAGUACCUCAAAACCAUCACGGCGCCCUGCAAGCGAGACGAGGCGCCGGCGGAGGCGCGCCCGCCGCCGCCGCCGCCCGCGCCCGACCACGCGCCCGCGCCGCCGCCGCCGCCGCCGCACCAGCACCAGCCGCUGGCCGCCAUCAGCAGCGCCGAGCUGUGCGCCGUGCGCCUGCGCGCGCCCGCCGCCAAGACGCUGUCCGCGCCGCCGCCCGCGCGCUCCGUCUCGCUGCAGUGCCUGCCCAGCGCCGCAGAGAACUACCGCACCGUCAAGACCGACCUCAUCGAGGAGCUCAAGAUGUCCAAGGACAUCACCGGCAUCAAGAAGCUGAAGGUGGAGCGCGCGCGCCGCGAGAGCCUCCAGGACAAGGAGACCUUCACCGAGUUCACCAAGCGGUUCACCGCCGAAAACUUCGUCGACCAGGAUUCCCUGCAGGUACCUGAGCGCGACGGGGCUGGCAACGUGAUCCCCGCGUGGAAGCGACAGAUGCUGGCGCGGAGAGCCGCGGAGAGGGCAAGGAGAGACCUGGAGAAGGAGUUGGCGGGAGAGGCGGAGAGGAGGAGGGCGGCCGCCAUACCGGCGUGGAAGAGACAACUGCUGCAGAGGAGAGAGGAGACGGAGAAUCGGCUGAGGCAAUCUCUCUACACGCCCAAAGUGGAAGAAUCCAACGGGACCACCAACGGAGAGUGGCGCUCGUACCCGACGACAGGCCAGCGUGCCGUGUCCAUAGACAACAUCACUCUGUGCACGCACUACGACGACGCGCCCCCGCACCCCGCGCGCGCCCCCUCCGAGGCCAAGAUGGCGACCGACAACCAUUGCAAUGGCCAUGCUACACAGAACGGCAAACACAACGACUCAGAAGAAGAGGCAAAGAUCAUCCCGUGGCGGGCGCAACUGCGCAAGACUAAUAGCAAACUUAACCUACUCGAAUAAACUUAGAUAAAUCCCGAAUAUAGCGGCACCGCUCCUGAACUAACCCCGAAAUACUCUGUCUCAAAUGGAGAGUAGCUCACAGCUAUGGUGAAUAGCUGAUAGCUAGCAGGCAACUCACAGUCUGAUUCAUUGACAGUUGACUGCUAUAUCAUUCUGUCGGCUAGUAGACAACUCUGUGGACUGACAGCUAAGAAGCAACUCAAUAUGUUGACAGCUAGUAGACAACUCAGAACGCUGUCAGCUAAUAUAAUUAACUCAUUAUGCUGACAGCUACAAGGCAACUCAUCCAUAAGGAGACACAAUUGCGAUCAGUCUAUAUAUUAAAGCAAUGUGGGAGCGGUAAGAUAUAAAUUAGCUAAGACAUUUAGCUGUAAGCGAAACUAGCGAUAAACUUCAGUAGUCGGUAAAGGAAUCGAUUUAUUGCCAAUGCUAAAGAUUAGGAAUUCUAUUAAACUGUUUUGUGUCAUUAAAAAAUAUCAAAAGAGUUUAAUAAAUUUAGUAAAUAGAGUUAUAGUAAAAAAGAGGCUAAUUUUAUGAGGCUUUAGGACUAUAUCAGCAUAAUUAUUUUAAAUCCACAUUAUUGAAAUUAUAUUUUCUGUUAUUUUACUUAAAUAUUUCUAGAUGUGAGAGGGAUGGAAAUAAUCAAUUGGCAAUUUUUGAUUCUUUUACGAAAUGAUUUCGAAUUAAUACAUUUAACAUAUACUUAC
Plutella xylostella (diamondback moth) is the source of this 4843-nucleotide messenger RNA. The record is from RefSeq and is a predicted model, not a curated record. Lineage: Eukaryota; Metazoa; Arthropoda; Insecta; Lepidoptera; Plutellidae.